GAUAUGAUGGACAAGCUGGCUUUUCCUUUGGCAGAAAAAUAAAUACUCAAUUCUGUGACAAAAGUUAUCUUACAUUUCACCAAGCCCUCUCCUUUUUCUCUUCUGAGCCCAGAACUUAAGGCAGGUGUCUCUGUGAAUUGAGAUGGGUGCUGUUCGUGAGAAGUUGUUAAAAGGCUUAAGCUGGAGCUGGCAGAUACAGAAAAGAAGAAGACAUCCAACUGAUCCUUUUUUUGAGGAUGGGGAUUUGGUGUGUUGUUUGGCCGGUAAGCAGAUUCCCUUUGCAGAGCAGGAGGAUUUUUUCUGUCACAGGCUACCAGAGUUUGUUUGCUCCAUUGCUCGCUGCAGUAAGUCUUUUGAUAACAUUUUAAGCUAUGAAGCCCACUACAACUCUAACCACAGGAACAGUUGUGGGUCAUGUGGCAGGUCUUUCCCUUCCAAUCGUCUCUUAGAGCUCCACAUCCUGGAAACACAUGACAGCAUGUUUGAAGUGCUUUCUACCAAACAAAACAUGUUUCAGUGCCUAGUAGAGGAAUGUUAUGAAAAGUUUCCCUCACCUCUGCUGAGAAAGGAUCACUUAGUGAAAGUUCAUCAUUACCCAGCCAGUUUCCGCUUCCACAGGGAGAAGAAAGCACACUCAAGAUACAGGUGUAUGCAGCCAGCAAAGGACCCUGAAAAUGGUGUAGAACCCAUGGAGAGUGAGUCCGUAUGCCACCCAGGGUUUGCCAGAGCACCCCAACUCACAACUCAGCCUGGGAGUCAAGACAGACAGCCCAGGAGGGUGUUCAGCCACAAUGUUCCUAAAUCCAUCACAUUUGGUCAAGGAGUUUCCCGUGGGUUUCACCGCCGAGGCCGAGGCAGGGUCAGGGGUUCGCACGCAAAGGCCAGUCACUGGCACCAAAAAGCUGGAGAGGUGAUGGAGAUGGACACAACCGUGGACAUAGAGGCAGUCAAUAUGGGUGAUCUGGCCUCAGCACUGAAUACGUGAUGUCAGGAUGCUGAUAGUGGGAACAAUUAAAUGGAGAAAAAGUUGCAGGAAAUUCUUGGAGUAGAUGAUUUGAAUGCAGAAGUACAUGUAUACUAGAUCUUUUCCAGAUAUUUCUUUAUAAUCUAGUGUUUGAAGAUUCAGUGGGGAAAAUCUGAAACGUGAUGAAACUAUUGCUGUGUUAUUUUCACGAAGACCUUGAAGGCAAGAGUCAUUUGGGAGUAUUAAAUCUGAAUGUGAAAGGCCUUCGUGAAAUAAGCUCUCUGGUGCUGCUUUUCUAGGAGUCUGGAGUUCACAGAAGUCUGGAAUAAUGACACUUUUUGGUGCUUCUUUUCAUAUCCACAGACAUGAUAAAUUUGAGAGAUUUACUGUUCAAAUUCAUACAUGUAUCCAUACUAAAAUGAAUUCCCUGUCUGCUUACAAAACGUGAAAUACAUGUGAAGUUUAUUUUAUUUGAUUGGUGUUUUAUGCCGGACUCAAGAAUGUUUCACUUAUAUGACGGCAGCCAGCAUUAUGGUGGGAGGAAACCGGGCAUAGCCCGGGGGAACAUGUGAAGUUUAAGAAAUGUUUGGUGGUAAAUGCAGACAAUUUAUUCCAUUUGAUUUAUAAUAUGCUGCUAGUCUGUUCAAUUUUCUUAGGUUUGAAAACAUCCAAAUAAAAUUUCAUUUGAAGAAUUUGAAUUAUUUAAAAAAUUAUGCUGUUUUAAUAUUGUUGUUGGCUCAGUGACCCAGGAGCCUCUCACUUAUGCGGUCGCUGUGAGUUCAAGUCCAGCUCAUACGGGCUUCCUCUGCGGCUGUACGUGGGGAAGUCUGUCAAGAGCCUGCGGAUGGUUGUGGUCUUCCCCCGGGCUCUGCCUGGUUUCCUUCCACUAUCAUGCUGGUUACAGUUUUAAAAAAUGAAAUAUUCUUGAUUACAGCGUAAAUCACCAAUUAAAUAAAUAAUAAAUAAAUAUUGUUAUUGCGGAUGUCAAAAAGGGGUUACUGUCAUGGACUAGUUGAUGCCUGUUUAUAUGCUCUCUUCAUUGAUAUAUGCACUGUAUAUUACAAAAUGCUGUUUUACUUCCAGGUAACACUAACAUUUUUGAUUGUUAUAAUUUCUGGCCAAGUCCAGAUUUCUCACAAAUUAGCCGAUUUUUAAGUUUCCUAUAUAUUUUUGUACCCUCCUCUCUGACAUUGUAAAAAGAUUUAUUCUGCCCAUAAUACAACAAUCUAAAUUGGUGUGGCCUGUAAGAAAAUUGUGAAAAAAACCAAACCCAUUUGGUAUUUCCUCAAAAACAACUCACAAAUGUUGUUGUCACUAACUAUUAAGGCCUGCGGCAGGAAACAUAUUUUUUGAAAAAGGAUACUGAGGCAGAAAUUGAAAAUUUUGUGAAGUGGAACACAGGACAAUUAGAACUAAAUGUAGCAGUUCUUGCUCGCCCAGCCUGGGCUUAUAGAGGACAGGACAAAAGAUCUUAGAGGUCAAUAUCUAGAGGAGUUACUUGUCUUUCAAUAUCUGGGAAAUAUGGGACAUGGGUUCAAUCCAAGGCUCGGACAGGGGAUUUUCAGGAUUUUUCUGAUAUUCUUGGGGCUUUGGUUGUUACAGUGUUCACUUGUGUAGUCUACCAUCUGACCUUGAUGUUCCCUGGAGACCACUUAGUUGCUUUCCAUCAGUAUGACAUAUAUUGCACCUGGGAAAAUUCGCACUUCAGUUUUCUCCACCACAAAACUGGCCUCCAUCAUGAAGGUUGAAAGUUCUUGAGAGUGGUGUUUAACAACAUUAAGUAUGUUAAGUUGAUAAGUUGAUGUUGGUUCAGUGCAAGCGGCAUUCAAUUCUCCCACCACUGUUCUUGGGCUUCAUUAUCAAGGACACAUGAUGUUCGAGUUUGAAGCUCAUGUUGACUUACCCUAGGCAGGCAAUUUAUAGAUUCCCUCACUCUCUAUGCAUUCGCUUGGUGUUGAACAGUAAUCAAAUAAACAAAAUAAAUCAAUACGGUUAUAA
This is a messenger RNA of Liolophura sinensis, 2962 nucleotides long. RefSeq names its product zinc finger protein 511-like. NCBI's taxonomy places the organism in Eukaryota, Metazoa, Mollusca, Polyplacophora, Chitonida, Chitonidae. The transcript is spliced from 6 exons. The record is from RefSeq and is a predicted model, not a curated record. Bases 143 to 985 code for a protein of 280 amino acids.